AUGAAUGAAGUAAAAACAAAUGGAAUAUAUACUUCUAAUGAAGAUAAGCAAUUGUUUUUUGAAAAAACACCAACAAUAAUGACGUUUAAAGAUGCAUCAAUGAAUAUUUCAUCUAUAGCAAUGAAGAACGAACUUGAUAAGCUUUUAAGUACAGUUAAAGAUGAGGAGCGUUUGAAGUUUUUUAAAAUGGAAAUUGACAAUUUUUUUUCUCUUUUUAACAGAUAUUUAAUGAAUAAAAUAGAAGAAAAAACAUUACAAUGGGAUAGAAUCAAAAUACCUAAUAGUGAACAAGUGCUUGAAUACAGUAGUAUUAAGGAGGCUGAUAAAAGUUCUGUAAGAGUUCUUCUUGAUAGAUUGGUGGUUUUAAAGCUUAAUGGUGGUCUUGGAACUACUAUGGGGUGUGUUGGACCUAAAAGUAUUAUCGAGGUCCGUGAAGGACAUACUUUUCUUGACCUUACUGUUAAACAAAUAGAAUAUCUUAAUAAAAAAUAUAAUGUUAAUGUACCAUUUGUCCUUAUGAAUUCAUUUAAUACAGACGAUGAUACCAGUAGAAUUAUUAAAAAAUAUGAAGGACAUAAUGUUGAUAUUAUUACCUUUAAUCAAUCUAGAUACCCUCGAAUAAGUAAAGAAUCUCUUCUUCCUAUUCCUCGAAUGUACAAUUCUUCUAUUUCUGAAUGGUAUCCUCCUGGUCAUGGAGACUUGUUUGAAGCCAUUUCUAAUACAGGUUUACUUGAUAAAUUGCUUUCCCAAGGAAAAGAAAUAUUAUUUGUAUCUAAUAUUGAUAAUCUUGGGGCAGUUGUUGAUUUGAAUAUUUUGCAAUAUAUGAUUGAUAGUGACUCUGAAUAUAUAAUGGAAUUGACAGAUAAAACGAAAGCAGAUGUUAAAGGUGGAACAAUUAUUGAUUAUGAGGGUAAAGUUCGUCUUCUUGAAAUAGCUCAAGUACCUCCGGAGCAUGUAGAGGAAUUUAAGUCUAUAGAAAAGUUUAAAUAUUUUAAUACUAAUAAUAUUUGGCUUAACUUAUCAUCUGUUAAACGUGUUGUUGAAAAUAAUGAGUUAGCAUUAGAAAUUAUUCCAAAUUAUAAAACUCUUUCAGAUGCAAAAGGAAAUACUGAUAUAAGUAUCAUCCAGCUUGAAACUGCUGUUGGAUCAGCAAUUCAUUAUUUUAAACGUGCAUGUGGUAUCAAUGUUCCUCGGAGUCGUUUUCUUCCUGUCAAAACAUGUUCAGAUCUUUUCCUGGUUAAAUCAGAUCUUUAUUCUUUACAUAAUGGUCAACUUAUUAUGGAUCAGGUUCGUUUUGGGGGGGUUCCGCUUAUAAAAUUAGGAAGUCAUUUUAAAAAAGUUAGUGAUUUUCAAAAACGAAUUCCAUAUAUUCCAAAAAUUUUAGAAUUAGACCAUCUUACUAUGACUGGCGCAGUUAACUUAGGAAAGAACGUUGUAUUAAAAGGGAAUUAA
This is a messenger RNA of Pneumocystis jirovecii RU7, 1452 nucleotides long. Its product is annotated as UTP glucose-1-phosphate uridylyltransferase. The transcript has 6 exons. The coding region runs from base 1 to 1452 and encodes 483 amino acids. Gene Ontology annotation, molecular function: UTP:glucose-1-phosphate uridylyltransferase activity. The record is from RefSeq and is a predicted model, not a curated record. Gene Ontology annotation, cellular component: cytoplasm. Gene Ontology annotation, biological process: glycogen metabolic process; UDP-alpha-D-glucose metabolic process. Lineage: Eukaryota; Fungi; Ascomycota; Pneumocystomycetes; Pneumocystales; Pneumocystaceae.